CGUGCUGGGAAACCGUCAGGUGUUAUUGAGAGAUCGAAUGCGGGAUGGGAGGAGGGGUGAUGGGGUGGGCGGGGAGAGCGGACCACCUGGGAGGGGUCCCGCGUGCCCUCGUGUUCAUGGCCGUGGGGGCCUUCGCCAAGGUCGUCACCUCCCUCCUCAACUCCACCUCCGUCCACAACGCCGAAACCCUAAUCCGCCUCGUCCGCUUCCGUCCCCCUGGCCGGCCCCUCAUCACUGUCAGCAAUCACAUGUCCACGUCUUCGAUGUCUGGAGUAUGCCAUGAAGACUUGGAUUAGUGACAGGAAAAACCUGGUGCUCAUGUUUCAACCACUAGUUUGAUGAGGUGACCUCAAACUCUGAAGAGAAGCCAUGAUCAUCAAAAGUCAUGAGUCACGUGACCAACAUAUGCGGUUGUUAUUGUUAGAAUGUUUUAUUGGAAACUAGGCUGUAGGACCCCGUACCUUAGGUACUACAACCACUUUGGAAGCACAUCUCAGGUUGGAUGAUCCACUUAUGUGGGGCUUCAAGGGUUUUCCAACUAUGGAUGCAAAACUAGCUCGGUGGGUUUUAGCCGCAGAAGAUAUAUGCUUCAAAAAUGCAAUUCUUUCGUACAUAUUUCGACUUGGAAAAUGCAUACCUAUAACAAGGGGUGGUGGAAUAUAUCAGGCACAUAUGAAUGAAGCUCUUGAAGUGCUGAGUGGUGGAGGCUGGUUGCAUGCAUUUCCAGAAGGAAAAGUGUCCCAGGAAAAUGCACCCAUAAGACGUUUGAAGUGGGGAACUGCAAGUCUUAUUGUCCGUGCACCUGUAACCCCCAUAGUUUUGCCGAUCGUACACUGUGGAUUUGAAAAGGUGAUGCCUGAGAAAUUUUUCUUUGGUAGAAGACCACUAGUCCCUCUUUGCAGUAAGGACAUCAAAAUCAUUAUUGGUGAACCAAUUGAAUUUGAUCUCCAAAGCUUGAAGCAAACAGCUAAAACAGUAUCUCGGGAAUCAUCUUUUCCCAGUCUUGGGUGGCCCAACACUACCCCAGAUGGACUUGACGAGGCAGCACAAAAAUGGCUCUACAUUAACAUUUCGGAUCAGAUUCGAACUGUGAUGGAGAGAUUGCGUAACUUUGGUGGGACCCUCAAGAGAUUUAAGGCAUGAUUUAGUGCACAUUUUUCUUCUGAUUGAUUGAGGUUAUAGUUUACAUGGCAUGGAAAUUUUGGGGCAUGCUCCCUUUCUUGCAUAUAUUCUAUUGAUUUUAAGUUCCUUGCUACACGGGCCUAUGAAAAGGUCCUAAUGUUUUUUUCCCUGACGAGUAACACCUUACUUGUAAGACCAUCCGGUGAUUCAUUGCUAGUUACUGAAGUUAAUGGAAAAUAAAAACAAACUAUUCUGA
Molecule: messenger RNA, 1378 nt
Organism: Elaeis guineensis (African oil palm)
Lineage: Eukaryota; Viridiplantae; Streptophyta; Magnoliopsida; Arecales; Arecaceae
Product: N-acylphosphatidylethanolamine synthase
Biological process (GO): phospholipid metabolic process
Source: RefSeq, a predicted model, not a curated record